Messenger RNA from Clonostachys byssicola, 1149 nucleotides. NCBI's taxonomy places the organism in Eukaryota, Fungi, Ascomycota, Sordariomycetes, Hypocreales, Bionectriaceae. The record is from the annotation of a GenBank genome assembly.
UUUGGCAUUGAUGUUCCUCGUGGUCAAGUAGCUAGCACGCCUAAGGAAGUGAGGGAUAUCGUGGAUCGGCUCGGUGGGAAAUGUGUCAUCAAGUCCCAGAUCCUCAAGGGGGGCCGUGGUAAAGGAUCCUUUGACAACGGACUGAAUGGAGGGAUUCAAGCCGUCGAUACUUCAUCAGCUGCCGAGAAGCUUGCAUCAAAGAUGCUGGGACAUCGCCUGAAGACCAAGCAGACCUCGGGCAAUGGAAUCACCGUGGACAAGGUUUAUGUUGCCGAGGCCAUCCAGCACACUGAGGAAUGGUAUCUAUCCCUUACCCUCGAUAGGGAGAAUUAUACCCCCGUCAUUCUCAUAUCGAGAAAUGGGGGCACCAAUGUCGAGAACACGGCCAAGAGCGAACCGGGCAGUGUGAAGAGCUUUCCCUUUAGCCUUGCAAAGGGCAUUACACCGGACAUUGUGGCUCGCAUCGCCGAGAGCGUCAGCGCCAGUCCAGGGGAAGCCGACAAGCUCGGUGAUGUUCUCACGCGUUUGUAUAAGCUUUUCGUAAGCAAGGACGCCACCAUGCUGGAAAUCAAUCCCUUGGCCCAAAUGGCCGAUGGGUCUUUCAAGAGCUUGGACGCAAAGUUCACAUUUGACGAUGCUUCUGAGAAGCGCCAGCCAGAGCUUUUUGCCCUGCGGGAUACAAAGGCCGAGGUUGGAGUCGAGCUCGAGGCGCAGAAGUACGGCCUAAUCUAUAUAAAACUGAACGGCAGCAUUGGUAAUGUGGUGAAUGGCGCCGGCCUAGCCAUGGCAACCAACGAUGCCAUCGCUCAUCAUGGUGGCGCCAGCGCAAACUUCCUCGACGCCGGCGGUCAAGCCACAAAAGAGACCAUGAAGAAGGCUAUUGAGAUCAUCCUUAGAGACAAGAGCGUAAAGGUGAUCCUUGUCAACAUUUAUGGAGGGAUCAUCAAAUGCGACAUGAUUGCAGAGUCCAUUAUCAGUGCGGCACAGGAUUUGGGGCCACUGAAUCUGCCGGUCGUUGUUCGGCUCCAAGGGACAAACUCUGCUGAGGGGCUCAAUCUGUUGGAAAAGGCAGACCUCGGUUUCCACGUAGAGUCCGGCUUUGGAGAAGCUGCAAAGAAGGCAGUCGAGCUCGCAAAAUUGGCCAAGUAG